UAAAAUAAAUCAAAAUAAUAAAAUAACCCCGUUUUACCUGUUUUCUCACCUGAAUACAAAAUGUCAAAUUUUGACAAUUGUCUGCGAAUUUGUGUCUUUCACACUACUUUAUACCAUUGAUUAGUGCUGGUGUCGAUGUUCUUGGACAUUUUAAUACGAAAACAAAAGUUCAUAGAUAUAUUAUGAAAUAAAGUUUAAGUUGGGACAACUAUAAUUUAUAAUGCCAAGACACAGGUAUGAAAUUGCCUGACAGAGAGUGCUUUCUUAACUUCUUGACUAACUUAUUGUGGACACAAACUGAGUACGUUACAGUUUUCUAUUGUGAUAUAUAUAAAACCUAGGCUCGAAGUGUAAAUCUGUUAAUUAUUUAGGAACCAAUUCACUGAGAAGAACUCUGGAAAACCGUUUAUUUAUCAAAGUCAGAGGUAAUUAAUUUCAUACGUAGUUUUUUAUUCUCUGCUGGAGUUAUACUAUUUUUCUUUUUCACUAAACAACAAAAGCGCCGAGUAGAAAACGUUGUAGUAAGAAAUCGUGUUCAGUGUUGGCCGAGAGACCUUUACUAGCUCUACCGUACUUUUGUGAAAUUUAUGUGGAAUUAAUUUACAUAUGACUGAGAAAAAGAAAAAUCGGUUAUUUACUAUUUAUGUAAAUUUAACAGCGAGUUGACUUGACCAAAAUAUUAAUAAGAGACUUAUUGCAGUGCGAGAUAUCUAAAUCACAAUUAAAAAAGGAAAGGUGGAAUUAGCGUGUCAUCACUGAAGUUGAAAUUAACCUACGUUUUACAGUUAGCUAUGAGGAUUAAGAAGGGGCAUUUGUUUUGUCUCAGUCUGAUAGGAUUUCUAAUUCAGAUAGAAGCAACGGACACGACAAUUUGUAUGAACUGUCCAUCCCCAUAUCCUUGUACCACGAUAUCUUUUGGUAGCUAUGAAACUUUUAUUCGGAACAUUCCUGAAGAUACUCCUGUUGGUUCUGUAAUAGGUAUAUUGGAUACUUAUGGCACUGAGAACGAGAUCACUUUACAACCAACCAGCAAUGAUUACCUUCGGCUAGAACUGCCAUCAAGGAACAUCACAUUACAACAACAACUAGACACAGACAAAGGGUCUAGUUCCCUGUCACUGCGUAUACCGUGUACUCCCAAAGAUGAACUUUCUUCUACGGUGACUGUAACAAUAAGAGUACUCCUUGUUGAUGUCAAUGACCAUGCGCCGACCUUCUCACAAGAUCAGUAUACGGUAAACAUAAGUGAAGAUGCAGUCCCAGGUACGACAAUUUUCAGAGAUGCAAAAGCUCAUGACGAUGACAAAUCUGGAGAUGGCAAUGAUCUGUUUUCGUACAGUAUAUUACCUGGUCCUUUCUCGGAUUAUUUUGAAUAUGAAUAUCCAUUAUACCCAGAUAUAACACUGAAAAAGAAGUUAGAUUUCGAACAUACCACUUACAUGGAAAUAGAAAUCAUGGCAAAGGAUACACCAGUUCGUGGAAGCAGUUUAAAUUCAACCGUUAAAUUACGGAUUAACGUUAAAGAUGCUGAUGAUUUGAACCCUAAGUUUGUGUACGACCAGUAUUUUGGAACUGUUAGUGGCAAUUCAGUCCCGGGAACAAUGGUCACAGUUUCACCCUCAGCAGUUUCAGCUUAUGAUCAGGACACACUAAACGCUGCCGUGAAGUACGAGUUAACAGAUCCUAAAGGAAAGUUUACUAUCGAUGAUCAGACUGGUAUUGUAAGUGUAAACGGGCCGCUAGGAAGUGAAGCUAACACCAGAUUUAUUCUUAAGGCAAUACAGACAGAUAACCCAUUUCGCUGGUGUAUAGCAACACUAGCUAUUGAUAUAAAUGGAGCAGCGCCACCAACAACCCAAAAUGAAACACUACGAUUUCAGUUUCAGCGGUAUAAUGUUACCUUAUCUGAAAGUACUCCAGUUGGUACUAUUGUGAAGUCCUUGCAUCCCACUGGACAAACCAAGGACCGUACUUUGUCAUACAGCAUAAUGGAAAAUCAGAAUGUUUUCAUCAUACAAUCAAGUGGCGACAUUAUACUCGGAAAAGCUUUGGACUAUGAGCAUAACCAGUACUAUACGAUCACUGUUACUGUUACUGAUGGAUACGAUACAGCCAUUACAACAGUCAACGUUUAUGUGGCGGAUGUCAACGAUAACAGCCCUGUUAUCGGAACACCAACUAUAAGUUUGUCUGCAGAACGUGUAAAAGGGACUGUUUUAACUAUUAUUGAGGUUACAGAUAAAGACAACAAUUCUCAGUUUAUAUUCCAGUUGUUAAGUCAUAUAAGUUUAUUUGCUGUCGACGUGAUUGGACAAGUUUCUAUAACUGGUUUACCAGAGGAGUUAAUCGAAGACAAAUAUAUUUUGACUAUAUCUGUGAAAGAUAAUGGAGCACCUGUUCGUGAAAGUAUCGCCCUGGUAAUUGUAAAUUUUCCUGCAUCUUCACGACCAGUAGCAAAGGCGGCAAUUAUGACUGAGAGCAGUGAUAUUUUAGCAAUAGGUUUAGGUGUUGCAGCGGCUGUUCUAUUUAUAAUAGUAAUAAUACUAAUUGUAUACAUUAUUAGAAGACGUUUAUAUGCUGCUGAACAACUAGACAGAGUGAAACAUCAACGAGGAAUGAAUCCACGUGGUUUGACAUAUAGACCAGGAGAUCCUUCACCAGUUCCUUCACAUUUUGAUUUAAAGUUUAACGGUGACCUGGAAGAAACUUCUGAAAUAGAUGGAUCAACUACUAUUCAAGACAAUCCACUGUCAGAUAGUCGUUAUCGAUAUGGUUAUCCAAACUUAAAUGGUGACGUGGAUCUGGAUGCUGGCGAUGAAGAGAUACAUAUUGACACUGCGGUUGUUCCCUUUGAAAGAGAAGACUAUUUCAGAGGAAGUGGACGAAUGAAAACAUUCGGUGGUGGUCACGAGGAAUGCAAUAGUAGUGAUAAUAGUUACGCAAGCGACAGUACUGGGGACAGUAACAAAGGACUUAUGAAAAACCUGAAGAAACAGGCAUUAGCGAAUGGGUCAGAUAAAAUAGGAAACACAAACAGAAUACCGUCGUAUAUGUCGGACAGUGUGUUAGAAAGUAGAUUGGGACAGAAAUCAUCGAAAGAAAAACCAGAAAUUACAGUUUACUUCUGAUACACACUUACAGACGACAUGUGCAAUAAUUUCAUUCCUAUGUAGGAUAUAAUUAUUUUCAUAAAUUAGGUCAGUUCACUUUCAUUGAUGAAUAUUUAUAGUCACGUUUACCUUAAUCCAGGUGCUAAUUUGUGAUUUGUUUACAUUAUAUCAGCAUAUGUUUAAGUUUAUUUCAUUAAUGUAAAUGCUAUUAUUCUCUUUUGCUGAUAAUAUAUAAUUUGUAAAUGUGAUUGAUCUUUUGAAAUUAACAUAAAUAACAGUUUCCUGAAAUUUGUGAUAUUUUUCUACUACAAUUUAAAAACAAAUGUAUAUAAAUCUUGUGUGUCUAUAUUAUUAUCGUUCAGUUUGAUAUAUACAUGAAUGACAAACCAAUUGUUCUUAUAAUAAGGUAAUUUAUAGAACAUGUCUUUUUCUCAAGUUUUCUUUAUAGUAUGGUGGAUGCUGGCGUUUUGCCAUAUGCGCGGUCAAAAUAAGUCUAUCGAACAUAUGUCUUGUUUGUCUGAAAUUUUCUUUUUUCUGCAUCAAGUAAUAAGCGAGAGGAUCCUAGACCAAUUUGGAUCUGUUCAUUUUCAGUAUAUCCCAUUUGUGUGAAUUUGCACUAAAACAGAUUUUGGCUAUUGCAAUCAAUGUCUUUUGUAACAUGUGUGUUUUAAAGUUAUGUAUGGUUCUCUCUCCCUUAUAUGGUUUCAUCAGACAUGAAUAGAUUCAUAACAAAACAAUAACUGUUUUUAUUGAUAUGUGCAAAUUAACGAAUCAUAGUAUAUUUUACUAGUACAGACAUAAAAGGGAUUGAUGGUCUCUUCAAAGUAUUGAAAUGCAGAAAUUGUGAUUGACUGCGAAUAAUGUUAAUGCUCUGUAACCAUUUGAUAAAAUUUCUAUUUUUUAUUGACUUGAAUGACCAAUUCCCGCCAGUAAAUGAUUCCUGAAAAUAACAAUUCUACUUCAUUUGCUGGUUUACAGAAUAAAGUUUAAUUGUUUUAUCGUCUUUUAAAAGAAAUAUUACACUCAGUGAAAAAAUUAAACUGUGUAAACAUAAAAAAGUAGUUUUCAAAUAUUUGUAUAUAUGUAUGUAUUUUGCAGAAAUCGUAAGACUUCCCCGUUUGGAAUUUAUAUGAAGUUACAUAGAAGUCCUACUUUGAUUUGUAAAGUAUUUUCCGUUUUUAGUUUAUAUGUAUAACGGAAAUAAAAAUGUAUAAUCUAAAGUGCAAUCCUUUUUUCAAAUUGUGCAAAAACCUCGUUUUUCUGACAUUCCCUGAGUUAUUGAAAUAUAUAGUUAUUUUUAUUUACUUUUGACGGAAUGGGUCAAAAGAUAUAGUAUUAUAUAUUUUAUUUAAUGUAAAAUGGUUUAUUAAUUAAACAGACUAUUUUAUUUAAA
Messenger RNA from Mytilus californianus (California mussel), 4503 nucleotides. RefSeq names its product fat-like cadherin-related tumor suppressor homolog. NCBI's taxonomy places the organism in Eukaryota, Metazoa, Mollusca, Bivalvia, Mytilida, Mytilidae. The record is from RefSeq and is a predicted model, not a curated record. Bases 792 to 3128 code for a protein of 778 amino acids. Gene Ontology annotation, biological process: homophilic cell-cell adhesion. The transcript is spliced from 20 exons. Gene Ontology annotation, molecular function: calcium ion binding. Gene Ontology annotation, cellular component: plasma membrane.